AUGCUACAGCCCCGUACCGGUUCCUCGCACCGCGCGGGCACGGCCCGACUGACCCGGUCCUCGGAGCCAAUCUUUCUUCCGAAGACCUGCUGCGGAUGGUGGGUACGGACCGAAUCGAUAGCUUCGAAAACCGGACCCGGAUUUUCCAGGGCCGCCGAAAGCGCGCCGGACGCCGCCCGAGCCGCGGCGCUCUACAGGUACCUUUUCCGUAUCUCCGGACGAGCUGAUUCCACGGUCCUUUACGAAGAAGAGAGAACUCUUCCCGGGGCUCUCGGCGACGUCUCCGGGCUCGCUUGCGUCACCGCGGUUUCGCCCGAGAAGCGACGAGACGCCACCGACAUUGCUGCCAGCAGCGCCGCCACCCCCGGGCACUCUCCGAGUCCGGGUUCGGGAAUAUUAACCCGAUUCCCUUUCGACGGAAGGCCGGCCGCUCGUCCUUUGUUAGCGUCGUCGUCGUUUUGUUGUUUUCGAGGACAACAAACGAGACCGACUGACCCGUGCUCGACCGCCGUUGGCACGGAACCCUUCUCCACUUCGGUCUUCGAAGGUCUCGUUCGAAUAUUUGCUACUACCACCAAGAUCUGCACCUGCGGCGGCUCCACCCGGGCCCGCGCCCUAGGCUUCAAGGCUCACCGCAGCGGCCCUCCUACUCGUCGCGGCAUCGGUCAGGCGCGCGCAUCGUUUUCGUCAGCGCAAGCGCUCCUCGCCGCGACGGUCCGGCAUCGGUCCGUCGCCCAGCGCCAUCCAUUUUCGGGGCCGGUCGAUUCGGCAGGCACCUUAGCCGGACGUUUGGUUCAUCCCACAGCGCCAGUUCUGCUUACCAAAAGUGGCCCACUUGGCACUCGCAUUCGUUUCUGCCGCCGUCGAGACGACGAAGGCGGCAGAGAAGUGGGACGGCUCCGUAUUCGGGAGAGUCGACCCGUUCCACCCGUUCCGAGUUCGAGAGUAGGUCGAGGCCGUGAACGGCCCCGGGGCCUCCAAUCCUAUCCUGAGGGAAACUUCGGAGGGAACCAGCUACUAGACGGCUCGAUUGGUCUUUCGCCCCUACACCCGGUUCCGACGAUCGAUUUGCACGUCAGAGGCGCUUCGGACUUCCACCAGAGUUUCCUCUGGCUUCAUCCCGACCGGGCGUGGAUCGCCAUCUUUCGGGUCCCUGGCCGCUCGCUACGCCAGAGUCGGCCGAGUCUUCAAGCCGCGGGAUCUCACCGGUGGGCGGUGGGAGGAAAGUUUGAGGCUGCACCCCGCCGCGAACGAACCCCCGUGAGUUUUCCCCCCGCCACAAGCGCCCGAGCCCCCUGCGUCAUCUCCCGGCGACGGGAAAAUCGUGGAGGAACCGAUACGGGACGGACGGAGGAAAAGAGGGAAAACGAACGACGGGACGAAGACGGCAAGCGCCGGCGGAAUCGGGCACGGCUAGGCAGGCGGAAGGAAGCGAGAAACUCCCCGCCGGAACCGCUUUCGCCGCGACACCUCUCCCAGAACCGGUGCCCUCCCACGCGCUCUCUCGCUUUCGCUGCGCCUUCGGGGUUCUUCGGGGCCCCUACGACUCGCGAACGGCCAGGACUCCUCGGUCCGUGUUUCAAGACGGGUCGGGUGGGUUGCCGAUGCACGUCGCGGACCCGAGGUGACGGGCGGCACAGUGAGACGCCGACCUACCGCGCUGGCAGUGCCCUCCCGCGCGCCCAGAUUUUGGCGUCCGGACGCGGAGAAGACGACGCGACGAGACGACGUCGCGCGCCGGCACGGGAAUCGACUAUCGAUUAUCCACUACUUCGUAUAUAUGUCGGAGUUACCUCCUCCUUCAAGUUCGUAACCCUUUCACCAGAGGUCUCUCUUUCCUGGCUAUAA
This is a messenger RNA of Acanthosepion pharaonis, 1848 nucleotides long. NCBI's taxonomy places the organism in Eukaryota, Metazoa, Mollusca, Cephalopoda, Sepiida, Sepiidae. The record is from the annotation of a GenBank genome assembly.